Molecule: messenger RNA, 1219 nt
Organism: Homarus americanus (American lobster)
Lineage: Eukaryota; Metazoa; Arthropoda; Malacostraca; Decapoda; Nephropidae
Product: antifreeze protein Maxi-like
Exons: 3
Coding region: 35-793 (252 amino acids)
Source: RefSeq, a predicted model, not a curated record
GCGGCCGCCACAGAAGGCCCAAACUUUAUCCAGAAUGGUUACGUUAAAGGCGCUUGUCUUCUUGUUCUGUCUUGGUGUGGUGGUGAGCGAGGAGGCAGCCCGGGAGAAGCGUGGCGGUGGGGGUUAUGGCAGUGCCGGACACGGUCAUGGGGGACAUGGAGGCGGCGGCUAUGGUACUGGCGGUGGCGGCUACCUGAUCGUUGGUGCUGGUGGCGGCGGCGGCCAUGGACCUAGCGCUGCUGACAUCGCCAACCAGGCUGCACAUCAAGCCACAGCCGCUGCCACAGGUCUUCCUGGAGCUGCCAACGCAGCCGCAGGAGCCGCAGCUAAUCAGGCUGCUGCUGCUUCAUCGGCUGCAGCGCAAACAGCUCAAGCUGCUGCAGCCAAUCAGCAGUCUCAGGCAGCACAGAUCACGACUGCUGCCCAAGGAGCGCAGGCAGCAGCCUUCGCCGAAGGCUCAAUGACCUCCCGGACCAUAGCAGCCGAGCAGGAAGCCAAGAACACGUACAAUCUGGCGGUGCAGGCAGCCAACGAUAUUGACGCUGCUCACGCCGAGGCUCGAGGCAUCGUGGAGGAGACUUACCAGGCCCUGGUGGCUGCCAGAGCUAUGAGGGCAGCGCAGGCAGCCAUGGCCUGGCAGGCUCAGCAGGCCGCCUACUCACUUAACCAGCAGCAGAAUCUGUCCCUCAACGACCUGCAAAAGGCAAAUCAAGCAGCUGCCCAGGCCGAGGCAGCAGCAGCUAAGGCACUGGCGAAGGCCAAGAAUGGAGGCUACGGAUAUGGAACACAUUAGAAGAGGGAUCACUGGCAUUAACAGGGUCAGGACAGUUGCAAUAUGACAGAUGAUAUACUGCAGUAUCCACUGACCAGUAUUAAAGAACACCUGUCCUAGGGUGUCCGGUAAUGUCAAGCGUUUUACGUGUAAUUUCGAUACAUUUCUAAUUUUUAUGAAAAUUCUAAGUGAUAUGUAUAUAGUAGCAAAAAGUAGAUGAACUUAAUGUAAAGUGUAAGUGAAUAUAAUCAGUAUUAACCUGAAUUUACCAACUUAAGUAGUUUGAUUAUCUUGAGAUGGUGAAGGAUGAAAAAAGAGUAAAUAUUACCAUAUAGGCAUUAUUAGGCAUAGUUAUAGCAAUACUAACAAAAUGUUGUGGUUAUUUAAAAGCUUCUCUGAAUAGAGUUUUUUAUCUUUUGAAAUGCAUAAAAUUAAGACCAUGCAGUU